AUUCAAGACUAUCAUCAACAAGUUUUCGAUCAGGUUCAGGAAAUGGCAGCAAAAAUAGUACCUAUUGCGCUGGCUAUUAUCGGAGGUGUGUCAGUAGCCGUGGCCACCUUUCAGCCCGAAUUGGAGGCGCAGCAGAAAAGGAGACUGGAAGAAGAAUACCGACGCGAUCUAGCUGCUGCUGCGGCUGCCAGCGGCAACAGCGCGCUGGCACGCGAAAUUGCACCGCAAUUCAGGGACAAUACACUUCGUGAGGAGAUUCGGCCUAGAGCACAAGCACCGCAGGAAAAUGAGCGAUCAAAGUUGUCAUCUCUUCUCGGCCUGUGGGCCUGGCAGAAACCUGGAAGCGACGACACAUCCACAUUCAGAAACUCAUCGGGAUCAAGUAAUGGGGUAGAUCAAUCGCAGCGGUAACCAACAAUGUCCGCUUGACGUUAUAUAUUGAGUUUCGCUCCAAGUUCCUCCCAACGUCCCUUCCGCAGCGGAUCUAUCCUUUUGAGCUGAUCCAGCCACUUGCGCAGGUCCAGGGUGGUGAAGGAUUUUGUUCCCCCUUCCACCUGCAAAUAGCAGGUCGCUAGAUCCAGAAGCCUCUCGUAUAUCCAUUUACAGUCCGGCUCAUCGUCAAGAAUCUCUCGCAUAUAAUCCAUCUCGUGUGCGUAGUAUUCCUGUCGCUCCUUGUUGGUUAGAUCCAAGGCAAUCAGGCGUUCGUCCGGGCAGUCAGGUGCUAAUGUACUCAUCAGGUAUUCGUGAUAGUACCAUAUUGACUGGUCGAACGGGUCUGUAUUUAUCGCUGUACAAAUCAAAGCUAGUUCUGCGUCAAGUAGCCUUCGUCGCUCGGCGUUAUCCGCGCCGCGGCGGCGGAGUAGCUGUGGAAUUAUUCUCCCUCUGUUAUGCCACGCCGAGAAAUUG
Messenger RNA from Westerdykella ornata, 906 nucleotides. RefSeq lists its product as uncharacterized. The coding region runs from base 43 to 411 and encodes 122 amino acids. NCBI's taxonomy places the organism in Eukaryota, Fungi, Ascomycota, Dothideomycetes, Pleosporales, Sporormiaceae. The record is from RefSeq and is a predicted model, not a curated record. The transcript is spliced from 3 exons.